Messenger RNA from Arachis stenosperma, 1521 nucleotides. RefSeq lists its product as uncharacterized. Gene Ontology annotation, molecular function: RNA-DNA hybrid ribonuclease activity; nucleic acid binding. The coding region runs from base 1 to 1521 and encodes 506 amino acids. NCBI's taxonomy places the organism in Eukaryota, Viridiplantae, Streptophyta, Magnoliopsida, Fabales, Fabaceae. The record is from RefSeq and is a predicted model, not a curated record. The transcript has 2 exons.
AUGUUAAUCGAUUCUGCGGCAGGAAAUGAAAUUCUUAGUUUUAUGGACGGUUAUUCUGGAUAUAACCAAAUUUUCAUUGCGAAAGAUGAUGUGGCUAAGACUACUUUCCGUUGUCCUGGUGCGUUAGGCACAUAUGAGUGGGUGGUUAUGCCUUUUGGUUUGAAAAAUACUAGAGCAACAUAUCAAUGGGCAAUGAAUGCCAUUUUUCAUGAGUUUAUUGGGAAAUUUAUGGAGGUGUAUAUCGAUGACAUAAUGGUCGAAUCGAUUUCUGUAAAUCAACAUAUAGAUCAUUUAAAAAAGGCAUUUCUAACUAUGAGAAAGAAAGGAUUAAAAAUGAGUCCUUUGAAAUGUGCUUUUGGAGUAUCGGCUGAAAACUUUUUAGGUUUUGUUGUUCAUAAGAAGAGGAUAGCCAUUGAUAAAAACAAAGCAGAUGCAGUAUUAGCAUUGUCUGCCCCCAAAUCGAAGAAAGAAGUACAAUCAUUUUGGGCAUCUGAAAAUACUAUAUGGUGUAUGUUGGCCCAAGAUGAUGAAAACGGGAAUGAACGGGCUGUUUAUUAUCUUAGUCGAGUCUUAACUGAUAUCGAGACAAGGUAUUCCCCGAUCGAAAAGUUUUGUUUGUCAUUAUAUCAUGCUUGUAUGAAGUUAAAGUGUUAUAUGGUGGCAAAAUCGGUGAAAGAUAUAGCACAGACCAAUGUUGUUAAGUAUAUACUUAGUUUCCCUAUGUUAAGGGGAUGUUUGGAGAAAUGGAUAUUAGCAUUAACAGAAUUUGAUUUGCAGUAUGUCCCAGCAAAGGCUGUUAAGGGACAGGUCAUUGCAGAUUUUCUUGUGGAUAAUUCGAAAGAUCUGAAUGACCAGGGGACAAAUAUAGUUGAUGUAGAGGUCGACUAUUGGAAACUGUAUUUCGAUGGAUCUAAGCAUAAAGAUGGUGUAGGGGUUGGAAUCCUCAUUAUCUCACCAGAGGGUUUCCCGUCAGAAUUCUUGUUUGAAUUAAAGUAUCCUUGCUCUAAUAAUGUUACCGAAUAUGAUGCUUUAAUUUUAGGUCUCAAAAUUUUAAUCGACAAAGGAGCUUUAGAAGUUCGAAUUCUAGGAGAUUCACAGUUGGUUUUAAAGCAGUUGUCAAAGGAGUUUAAAUGUAAUAACGAGACGUUACAAAAAUAUUUAGUAAUUGCUUGGAAAUUGUUAACAUCUUUUCAAAAAGUUUCUUUGGUGCAUAUCCCUAGAAUUCAUAAUGAAAUUGCUAAUGAGUUGGCUCAAAUUGCUUCGAGGUAUCGGAUUGGUCCGGAAACUAUUAGGAAAUUAUCUGGCAUCCAUCAAAUUUUAGUACCAGCAAAUGAAAGAGAAGUGUUGUGUGUGGAUGAAUGGGAGGAUUCUGAUUGGAGAAAACCUAUUGCUCGGUAUUUGAAAGAUCCCAAUGCCGCAGUUGAUAGAAAAAUAAAGUUACGAGCAAUGAAUUUUGUUUUAUUUGCUGAUGAGUUAUACAAAAAGGGGAUUGAUGGAAGUUUGAUGAGAUGUUUGAGUUGA